Molecule: messenger RNA, 738 nt
Organism: Aureobasidium melanogenum CBS 110374
Lineage: Eukaryota; Fungi; Ascomycota; Dothideomycetes; Dothideales; Saccotheciaceae
Product: haloacid dehalogenase-like hydrolase
Exons: 3
Coding region: 1-738 (245 amino acids)
Source: RefSeq, a predicted model, not a curated record
AUGGCAAGUUUACAUCCUACAAGACGCUUUGCACCUCUAAGCAAAGGCAAAGGUCAUGACGCCAUUGACGGUGACAUGGUGCUGAAGGGCAUUGUCUUCGAUGUUGAUGGAACACUUUGCGAACCGCAAAACUAUAUGUUCACCGAGAUGAGGAGCAAGCUUGGGAUUACCAAGGGCGAGGAUAUUCUGGAUCACGUAUACAGUCUAUCAGAAACGAAGCAGAAGGAAGCCCACAAGAUCAUCGAAGAUGUUGAGCGAGAAGCUAUGGCGAAGCAAAUUCCACAAGCCGGAUUGGUCACCUUGAUGGAGCAUUUGGACACCAAUGAUAUCAAGAAGGGGAUCUGCACGAGAAACUUCAAUACCCCAGUCGAGCAUCUGUUGAGCAAUCACCUGCCAGGUCAUAUCAACGCAUUUGCGCCAAUCGUCACAAGGGACUUCCGCCCUCCCAAGCCAUCGCCUGCUGGCAUCUUGCAUAUUGCAAAGCAAUGGGGGAUCAUAGGGGAGUCGGACGUGUCAGACGAGGGUCGACCCACGGCGAAGCGACCACUUCCCUUGAUCAUGGUUGGCGAUUCGAUUGACGACAUCAUCGCUGGCCACGACGCCGGAGCAGCUACUGUGUUACUCAGGAGUGAAGGCAAAGAAGACCUCGAAAAGGAUCCUAGAACUGACUUGGUCAUUAGCCGAUUAGACGAACUGAUUGAUAUCUUGGAGAAGGGCUUUCAGAGCAGGCCUCGGUGA